This is a messenger RNA of Papaver somniferum (opium poppy), 1215 nucleotides long. RefSeq lists its product as uncharacterized. The record is from RefSeq and is a predicted model, not a curated record. NCBI's taxonomy places the organism in Eukaryota, Viridiplantae, Streptophyta, Magnoliopsida, Ranunculales, Papaveraceae. The transcript is spliced from 2 exons. The coding region runs from base 1 to 1215 and encodes 404 amino acids.
AUGGAGGACCUUCGCACUGAGAUGAUGGCAGAGAUCAAACAGCUGAAGACCAAGCAAGGAGGUGGAAGAUUAGAAGAAGUUAUGAUAGAAGCUAAUACUACUCCGCUAGUACCAAGCUUAUCCAAAGCUGAAAUCCCCAAGAAAUGUCUGAUCCUAGCAUUUGAAUGCUACGAUGGAUCCAGUGAUCCCGCGACCCACCUUCGGUAUUAUAACCUUAUGUUGGCCCGGUGGGAUCAGGAAGAUGUGGUCCUUUGCAGAUAUUUCCCUUCAAGCUUGAAGGGAUCGUCUCUAUCUUGGUUUGAUAAUCUACCUCCCAACUCCAUCAAUUCGUAUGAGCAACUCACUGAAAAGUUCUUAAGAACUUACAUGUACAACAAGGCUGUCCACGCUGGGAUGGACAAGUUAUUCUCAUUGGCCACCAGAUACAAGGAUACGACCAGGGAAUACACGGAUAGAUGGCAUAAAAUAUGCCAGGCUAUAGGAUAUAUUCGGGUAAUCAUCAAGAAACACGCUAGGUUGGAAGAAAUCCAGCGAGAGAAUCCAAGGGCACAGGCUCAAAGAUCUCAUCGAACUAACUCCGCAGAGCAGGCCAGCGGAUCGAAGAGAAGUUCAAUCAAAUGCCCAAACGAAGAUAAGAGAGGAAGAAGAGAAGGCCCUCGGAAUGAUGAUCGAAAGUUCGAAGAUCAGAUUUACACAAAUCUAAAUACAAGUUAUGCUCGAAUCUUAAAAGAAAUUAAGGGUCAAGAAAACUUGGAUUGGCCAUGGUCAAAAGGGAAACAACCCCCAAGAUCUGAAAAAUCGAAGGAAUACUGCGAUUACCACUGUUUCAAUGGGCACCAAACCGAGAAGUGCAAGAACUUGAAGAUAAUGAUCCAAAAGCUUAUCGACAACGGAGAACUUAAGCAAUGUAUAAGGAAGGAAGAAGCAUAUGAUAGGUCAAAACGAAUCAAGCAAGUUCAAUUGCCUGAAGGCAAUCGAACUCUGAACACCAUUUCGUGUUCGGAAGCCACGGGACCGUCUCUAACAACGCAGAUUGGAAAAAGGAUGAGAAAACAGUUCGAAGACUAUUGCGAGCUGUACAAAAUCGACGGGGUAGAAAUAGACGAGCAUAAGCAAUGGAUGGAUGCACCAAUAACUUUCGAGGCAGACGAUAUGGAGGAAGACAUGGAGGAUCACAAUGAUACUUUGUUCCUCACACUGCCCGUAGCAGGGUGA